AGACGGAAUGAGUCUGCGGCCAAUGUGUCAGGGUUUUCCUCUCUGCCUGGUCACAUCCAAGACUUCCUCUUCUAUCGUCACUGCCGCCACUUCCCGAUGCUGCUGGAUGUACCUGAUAAAUGUGGAGGCCCUCACAAGUCUGCUGAUGUCUUCCUUCUGCUUGUCAUAAAAAGCUCACCUGUGAAUUAUGACCGCCGUGAGGUACUACGGAAAACCUGGGCCAAGGAGAGACUGCAAAAUGGAAUGUGGAUCCGCAGGAUAUUUCUCUCUGGAACAACAGGCACAAGCUUUGAGAAGCGCAAACUAAACAAGCUUCUACGACUGGAGAACCGUGAGCAUAAUGAUAUCUUGCAGUGGGACUUCAACGACUCCUUCUUCAACCUCACCCUGAAGCAAAUCUUGUUCUUAGAGUGGAUGGAUAAGAACUGCCGCCAGGCCAGAUUUAUCUUCAACGGUGACGAUGAUAUCUUUGCCAACACAGAUAACAUGGUGGACUACCUUCACAGCCAGAAAAACAAAGAUGGUGACAAGCACCUUUUUGCAGGUCAUCUAAUCCGCUAUGUAGGACCCAUUAGAGAGACAGGGAGCAAAUACUAUGUCCCAGUCCAGGUUCAAGAGUCAGACUCAUAUCCCCCUUACUGUGGUGGAGGGGGCUUCCUGCUCUCUGGAUACACAGCUAUAGUCAUUUACAAAAUGUCCCAUACCAUUCCCAUUUUGCCAAUUGACGAUGUCUAUGGAAUGUGUUUGGAAAAGGCUGGUCUUAAGCCAGUCCCAUUUGGUGUCAGAACCUGCUGGACUGCAUGUCCCCUCCCAAAAGUGGUACGCUUACAACCCUUAUUACAGGAAAUCAUUUUAGUACACAGAUUUCUGCCCCAUCAGAUAUAUAUUAUGUGGCAUGGAAUACAUGAACCUAACUUGAAAUGUGGGAAUUUGUAAGGUUCACUAUAACCCUUGAAAUCAGUUGCCUGCUCAGGUUUAUUUUUCCAGUCUUUUUUGACAAGCUAAUACUGAGGUGUGAUCUCUCAAAGCAGGUUUUAUUCCUGCUGUAUUCCUGCAGCUGUUUGGACAAUGCCGGAUCUAUUGACAUAUGCCAGGUUACUGUGAAAUUUGACAGCUGGCAUUGUUAUUAAUGUAAAUGAUUGACAACACAUUAUUGAUUUAUAAUUUUCCCCAAAAAAGGGGUAGACGUGUAUACCUGUUAUACUAUUUAUUAUACUUUAAUGGGCAAUUGAUGUCCAUUUUGUUUCACUCUUUCUUUCCACUGCCUUCUGCUUUUUUGUUUUUGACAUUUUAUCUGAACACUUUGCCUAGUGUAAACCACAGUGCCUCUUGAAGACCUCACCACCCACUAAGCUCAGAACAAAUCUGAAGAUCAGAUAGCAAACUGUUGUGGUUGACUGCAAAAUAGCAAUAUGUUAGACAGGGCAUUCUUUGUCUUUAGGCAGGCUCUGUUUGUUCUUUGUAAAUGUUUUCUUGAAAAUGUUCUCUUUUUAAAUGAAUAAUCAGAGGAUGAAUACCUGUGUGUCUUUCUGUGAAUCUAAUGCUGACUGCAUGUUUAUAGAAUAUCAUUUUAUAUCCAUUUGUGUAACAAUGUUGUUGCAAAUUGCAUGUGUGAUUUAUUUAUUUUUAAUCACACACUCACACACACUUUUCAGGCUACUUGAUGAGCUUCCCUGGUGUUUUCCAGAACUUUCCAAUUAUGAAAUGAUGAUGCAUUUCAGUCACUUACUGAUGCAAAUACCCUAUAAAUUGUUACACCUUU
Messenger RNA from Coregonus clupeaformis (lake whitefish), 1762 nucleotides. RefSeq names its product N-acetyllactosaminide beta-1,3-N-acetylglucosaminyltransferase 3-like. Gene Ontology annotation, molecular function: hexosyltransferase activity. Lineage: Eukaryota; Metazoa; Chordata; Actinopteri; Salmoniformes; Salmonidae. Gene Ontology annotation, cellular component: membrane. The record is from RefSeq and is a predicted model, not a curated record.